UCAAAUGGAACCGUUUGCCGUGCGGUUGUUUGAAGUGUUCAUUUCGAAAGAUCGUAGUAGGCAUGGAAAUUGUAUGCCGUACACGGUGAGCCCCGCCGAAUCGAAACCAUAUUACGUAAUGGAGCCUUUCGAGAAGCUGAACGCACGGACCUCCUCGCCGAUAAAAAACAUAGAAAAUCCGGUCCAAAUGGAACGCACGGCCGUCCUGGAGGACAUUUCAAUGGGGGAGGAUACACCCGACGAGCUGCAGGCAACGGUCGUCGUGCCCGUGGUGCCCGUGGUGCCCGAGGAAGCGGACGAAAAAAUGGAGGCUACUGAGGACAACUCCACGCUGAAAAUGGACGACGCUCCGGCAGAAGAUACGGCGGAGUACGAUUCACUUGAUGACGAGCUGUCUUGGAUGCUCGAUCAAUCAUGGAAUUCCAGGCGCCCUGCUCGUUCGGAUAGCACUCUGGGCAUGCUAUCGAGGUCGAUGUUAAGCUCUAGUGAUGAGGACACCCCGGCCGAAAAAUGGCCGCCAAAUACACCCAGGCAAAAGCGUCGGGUAUCGUUUGAUGAUAGACCAGUAACUUUCGGUGACAGAGGGGUAAAACGCCCUCACCCCCCGGGCCCAUCGUCGGAUUCGUCCGAUGAUGACGAUAGUUCCUUCUGGGCGUGCUUCCGUCGCAGACAGAAGUCGCCGAAAUCUCCCGAGCCGGGGCCAUCGGGGCUGCAGAAACGGCGCCCACCAACACCCGGAAAGGAUGCCGAGUAA
Messenger RNA from Anopheles stephensi (Asian malaria mosquito), 754 nucleotides. RefSeq lists its product as uncharacterized. Bases 5 to 754 code for a protein of 249 amino acids. Lineage: Eukaryota; Metazoa; Arthropoda; Insecta; Diptera; Culicidae. The record is from RefSeq and is a predicted model, not a curated record. The transcript has 2 exons.